UUGCGCGUUCUGAUGAAAUUGGCUACGCUGAGCCCUCCAUAGCAUGGACCGAUUCAGGGCGCGUCCCCUCCAAACGCUCUCUCUCACUUCCCGCCCGCCGUCACCACACGCCAUUGCCUGGUCAUGCGACGCCGAAUUAGCCGUCGUCACGCAGGAAUGCAUCUACAUCUUCCUGCCCGACUUCCACGGCCCCGAUGCCGACGCAGAUGAACGGGAUGCCUCACAGUAUCAGUUCGCCCUCUCUCUCCAGCCAUCCGCGGUGAUCAACCCGAGUCCCAAGAUCAACGGCCAGCUGUGUGCCCAAGCGGGCGUCAAGCUGCCAGGGCUUCGAGCCGGCGACGAGGGCAGCUUCAAAGGCGUAGGCAAUGGCACGGUCACAGGGGCCGGCGCGGCGUUGGGGCAGGUCAUCAGAGUGGAAUGGUCACCAAGCGGACUGGGCUGCAACUCGCGGCCGGUGCUGAUGGCCCUGACAACUGCCGGCAGCCUCGUCACGUUCGGAGAGCAGGCCGAUAGCCAGUCAGCCGCCACGUCGAGCAUGAGGACGCGGACGUUCAAGAACUGGAGGGUGCUCUGGGGGCUGGGGGCCAAGCUGCCGAUCCCCGAUGCCACGUCCAGGGACGGUUUUCGAACGAUGGAUGAGCGCAUCGUGUCGUUCUCAUGGGCCAAGGAGAUUGAGCCUGGAAGAGCCUUGCUGGCGUACCUGAACGAUGCCGGACAGAUUGUCGUCAUGAGCAUCCAGUAUCAUCGGCGCGCAGAUGCUUCCAUGCGCGACUCUGAGCGAGGAUGGAUUUGGACCUUGACGGAGCAUGUCCGAGUCAACGGAAGAGGCCCCCACGAGGAAGCUACCGAUCCGCAAGAUCCAGACUUUUGCCCUCAAGGCAGCAUCUUUUCACUAAAAUGGAGCCCGUGGCUCGUUGAGGAUGGAUAUAGAACUGCAACGCUUGCCUAUCUUGCCAAGAACCAUGUCGGUUUCCGGCGGAUCAUACUGUACGGCGAGUGGGAAAGGGGCGAGUUGCCGGAUGUGGUGUCCGAGCGAAGCGACACCACUGCGAUAUGUCUGCCUCUCUCCAGUGACGCGCUGCUUGAGUGGGAGGAUGCGGUUUGGACUGAAGGAGAAGCUCAUACUGCCCGUGGGAUCGUGACAACUCCCCUGUCCGUCAAGUCUUUCCAAGUUGUGCUCAAUGGCGUCUUGGGCGAGCCGUCACAUCCGCACUCUAUCUGGGAAUGCGCUUCAGCUUACGCAAACCCGGAUGAAAUGUCCACUAACCCGAUCACAGGGCUCAUUGUCCACGACCCCGAUCCUCGCAACAAGCCUCCAGUUCCCUACUAUUCGCUGGUGAGGCUAUCCGCCACUCCUACGAACCGCGACUGGUAUCAGACAAACCUGCCCGGGGAUGCUGCUCUCCCCCAGUGGGUGGAGGAUAUAGGGGGCCAGAAUGCGCGCCUCGUCGCCCGUGCGGCCGCCCUGUACGGUGUAGACUCCGAUUUCGAGUCCGACGAUGAAGAGGGCGCAGAGAGAGUGAUGCGAGAGGCGCCGCCAGCGCCAUCGGAAUCCGUCUUACAGGUCCACCCCCAUCGAUUCCGGCUCUGGGGUCUAGCCAAAUCUCCCGGCGAUGGGUGCACGGCCGUGCUCGCCACAAAGCACGACACGCAGCACCCGGAUCGCCGUGGCGUCGUCAACGUCCACUUUGACUGGCAAGUCUCGGCAUCAGCCGACGACAGACCACACCGUGUGAGGCCCAUCUUCAAGCCUCUGACCACCGAAGGCCGGGUAUGGGAGUGGAUGUAUGGUUUGGGGGGCGACGUCCCCGGCGUGUCCCCGGGGCAGAAGAAGUCGUCGUCGUCUCGCGGACAGCAGCAGGCUACCAGCCCGUUGAGGGAACUGUUCAAUGACGUUGCCAAGAAGCUGCUGUGCGUGUUUUGUGACGCCCAGCUGUCGAUCAAGGACGAUGUAGCUACUUGCAAGAACCGCCACGCAUUUGCUGUAUGUGCCACGACUGGCAUUCCCAUCUUGGCACCGGGGAUCUCACGCGUGUGUGGUGUCUGCAAGAUGCGCUGUCUCACCGUCUCUGAGCUGGAGAGGCUGGCGGAGGAGCACCUCGGAAGCGUGGAGGCGGUGGGGGAUGCGCAGGGGGAGGUGUGUGGUGGGUGUGGCGGCAAGUUUGUCGUUUGA
Trichoderma citrinoviride is the source of this 2173-nucleotide messenger RNA. RefSeq lists its product as hypothetical. Bases 44 to 2173 code for a protein of 709 amino acids. Gene Ontology annotation, cellular component: transcription factor TFIIIC complex. Gene Ontology annotation, biological process: transcription initiation at RNA polymerase III promoter. Gene Ontology annotation, molecular function: histone acetyltransferase activity. The record is from RefSeq and is a predicted model, not a curated record. The transcript has 6 exons. NCBI's taxonomy places the organism in Eukaryota, Fungi, Ascomycota, Sordariomycetes, Hypocreales, Hypocreaceae.